AUGGAGUCUAAGAGAGGAGUUGGGUGGGUGGCCUUCACCAUCACCAUCGUCAUCCCAUGCUUCCUGCAGCUUCUACUCUCCCAUCUCCCAACUGCUGGGGCUCAUUCAGUCUCCUCCACUGACGCAGGCGGCUUAGUGAGACUAAGCCUCAGGAAGCGUCCUCUCCGUCUUGACGAUGUUAAGGCAAAGGCAGCUGCAGCAACAAGGGUUCGAGGAGGAGGAGCAUCCCUCUUGGCCACCGGCUAUGGUGGAAGUGGAAGUGAGGCUCUCCCUCUGAAGAAUUACUUGGAUGCUCAGUACUUUGGAGAAAUCGGGAUCGGUACCCCUCCCCAGAAAUUCACUGUCAUCUUUGACACCGGCAACUCCAAUCUCUGGGUUCCCUCCUCCAAAUGCUACUUCUCUAUUCCUUGUUAUUUCCACUCCAAGUACAAGUCUACCCGCUCCACCACAUACCAAACCAACGGAGAAUCUUGUGAAAUCAACUAUGGGUCUGGAUCAAUAUCUGGGUUUUUCAGCCAGGACAACGUUGAACUUGGGAAUCUUGUCGUCAAGGACCAAGUUUUUAUCGAGGCUACUCGAGAAGGCAAUAUUUCUUUUCUUAUUGCUAAGUUCGAUGGAAUACUUGGCCUUGGCUUUCAGGAAAUCUCUAUUGGGGAUGCCAUCCCUGUCUGGUACAACAUGGUGCAGCAAGAUCUUGUGAAAGAGGAAGUGUUCUCAUUUUGGCUGAAUAGAGAUCCAAAUGCCCAAGAGGGAGGAGAGAUAGUUUUUGGUGGCAGUGAUCCCAACCACUUCAAAGGAAACCAUACUUAUGUCCCUGUCACCCAAAAGGGUUAUUGGCAGUUCAACAUGGGAGAGUUCCUGAUCGGGAACCUCUCUACAGUUCCGAGAUUGAGCAAGUGGUGGAGAAGGAAAGUAAUGUGGGAGCAUCAGUUAACGAUGACCUUCUGUGCACUGCUUGAGAUGCUAGUCAUUUGGGUCCGGAAUCAACUCAAGCACGAGGAGAUAAAGGAUAUAGCCCUCAACUACGUCAGCAAGCUGUGUGAUAGCCUGCCGAGCCCAUCAGGGGAGUCCAUAGUUGAUUGCAACAGCCUUCCAACCAUGCCCAAUGUCACUUUCACCAUAGGGGAGAAACUCUUCAGCCUCACUCCGAAGAAGUAUGUUCUGAAGACCGGGAAAGGCAUUGCGGAGAUCUGCAUCAGUGGGUUCAUGGCUUUUGACAUCCCACCUCCUCGAGGUCCUUUGUGA
Molecule: messenger RNA, 1245 nt
Organism: Linum tenue
Lineage: Eukaryota; Viridiplantae; Streptophyta; Magnoliopsida; Malpighiales; Linaceae
Source: the annotation of a GenBank genome assembly